Messenger RNA from Cygnus olor (mute swan), 6919 nucleotides. It is a transcript of the gene CYLD, whose product is annotated as CYLD lysine 63 deubiquitinase. Gene Ontology annotation, cellular component: cytosol. Gene Ontology annotation, molecular function: cysteine-type deubiquitinase activity; K63-linked deubiquitinase activity. The transcript is spliced from 17 exons. Gene Ontology annotation, biological process: regulation of intrinsic apoptotic signaling pathway; protein K63-linked deubiquitination; regulation of mitotic cell cycle. The record is from RefSeq and is a predicted model, not a curated record. Bases 349 to 3213 code for a protein of 954 amino acids. NCBI's taxonomy places the organism in Eukaryota, Metazoa, Chordata, Aves, Anseriformes, Anatidae.
CCGACCUCCUCGCCCGCCUCUCCCCUCUGCCGCUCACACAACCUCGAUGGGCUGGAAAGCCCCGCAUCGCACCGUCACCUGGCGGCGCUCUCGGCCAAUAACACCCCGAAGCGCUGGCUGUCGCGCUCUGUGAUUGGCUGCGGGGACAGGUGGGGGCGGGCUCGGCGGGGAGCAGCAGGCUGCGUUUCACCGGCCGAGAGCGGUCUUCUGCUCUGGAUCUGGUUCUCUACAGAAUGAAUACUGAAUUGUGAACCUUCCAGUAGAGAAGAUCAGCGUGUAUAUUUAUAUAUCAACAUCUUAUUUUCUUUUUCCUGAAAGCUUCUGCUCAGCAUCUGAAGUUUAAUCACAAUGAAUUCAGGCUUAUGGAGUCAAGAAAAAGCAAGUUCAUCAUAUUGGGAAGAGCGCAUCUUUUACUUGCUUCUCCAAGAAUGCAGUGUCAUAGACAAGCAGACUCAAAAGCUCUUGAAAGUGCCCAAAGGUAGCAUUGGGCAGUUUUUUCAAGACCGUUCUUCUGUGGGACACUCCAGAAAUAUUCCUUGUAAAGGCAAGAAAUUACAGAUUGGAUUAAAGAUUUUGGAACAACCUCAUGCAAUCCUGUUUGUGGAUGAGAAGGAUGUUAUCGAAAUAAAUGAAAAGCUAGCUGAGUUGCUUUUGGCCAUUACUAACUGUGAGGAGAGAUAUAGCUUGUUUAAAAGCAAAAGCAGGUUAACUAAAGGCAUCCAAAUAGAUAUUGGCUCACCUGUUAGAGUACAGCUUCGGUCAGGAGAUGAUAAAUUUCCUGGAGUUGUUCGCUUCAGAGGACCCUUGUUGCAAGAAAGGUCCCUAACAGGAAUAUACUUUGGAGUAGAGCUGCUGGAAGAAGGUCGUGGCCAGGGCUUUACUGAUGGACAGUACCAAGGCAAGCAGCUUUUCAGAUGUGAUGAGGAUUGUGGAGUUUUUGUUGCUUUGGACAAACUGGAGCUGGUGGAAGACGAUGACAAUGAACUGGAAAGUGACUAUGCAGCUCCAGUUGAUGCAAUGCAGGUAGAACUUCCUCCUCUGGAGAUCAACUCCAGGGUUUCUCUGAAGAUAGGAGAGAGUAUAGAGUAUGGGACAGUUAUAUUCUGUGAUGUCUUACCAGGAAACGAAAGUUUAGGAUACGUUGUUGGAGUGGACAUGGAUAAUCCUAUUGGAAACUGGGAUGGAAGAUACAAUGGAAUACAGCUGUGCAGUUUUGCAAGUGUUGAAAGUACACUCCUUUUGCAUAUCAAUGAUGUUAUACCAGAGACUGUAUCACAGGACAGGAGGCCUCCCAAGCUUGCCUAUACCUCAAGAGGUGGUGGUGACAAAAGCUUGUUCAAUCAUAGUAAGCCAAAGGCAACAGGGUCUACCUCUGAACCUGGAAGUAGAAACAGAUCUGAAGUCUUCUACACAUUAAAUGGCUCAUCAAUUGAUUCUCAACCUCAAACAAAACCAAAACCUCCAUGGUAUAUUGAUGAAGUUGCUGAAGAUCCUGCAAAAUCACUUACUGAUUCAUCUUCUGGAUUUGGGCAUUCUUCACCGCCACUGCAGCCACCUUUGACAAACUCUGUGUCUACAGAAAACAGAUUCCACUCCCUCCCCUUUAGCUUGACAAAAGCAUCAAGUACUAAUGGUACUAUCGGACAUAGUCCCCUGUCUUUAUCUGUUCAGUCUGUCAUUGGUGAUGUAAAUACUACGGCUAACCAGGAGAGUCCAUCAACAGCAGGCCCCAUCGGUAACUCUCAUGGUCUUGAAGCAGGCUCCUUGGCUGAAGUUAAAGAAAAUCCUCCUUUCUAUGGAGUAAUCCGCUGGAUUGGCCAGCCCCCUGGGGUGAAUGAAGUAUUAGCUGGACUGGAACUGGAAGAUGAAUGUGCAGGUUGUACAGAUGGAACAUUUAAAGGAACUCGAUACUUCACUUGUGCUCCAAAGAAAGCUCUUUUUGUUAAACUCAAAAGCUGCAGGCCAGAUUCCAGGUUUGCAUCGCUGCAGCCUGUCUCCAACCAGAUUGAGCGCUGCAACUCUCUAGCCUUUGGAGGUUACUUAAGUGAAGUGGUAGAAGAAAACACUCCUCCAAAAAUGGAAAAAGAAGGUUUAGAGACAAUGAUUGGAAAGAAGAAAGGUAUCCAGGGUCAUUACAACUCCUGUUACUUAGACUCCACCUUAUUCUGCCUGUUUUCCUUUAGCUCUGUUUUGGACACUGUGUUACUCAGACCUAAAGAAAAGAAUGAUGUAGAGUAUUACAGUGAGACUCAAGAGCUGUUGCGGACAGAGAUUGUGAAUCCUCUUAGAAUAUAUGGAUAUGUAUGUGCUACAAAAAUAAUGAAACUGAGGAAAAUACUUGAAAAAGUUGAAGCUGCAUCAGGAUUCACAUCAGAGGAAAAAGAUCCAGAAGAAUUUUUGAAUAUUUUAUUUCACCAUAUUCUAAGAGUUGAGCCACUGUUGAAAAUAAGAUCAGCAGGUCAGAAAGUACAAGACUGUUAUUUCUAUCAAAUUUUUAUGGACAAAAAUGAGAAAGUGGGAGUUCCAACAAUUCAGCAGUUACUGGAGUGGUCAUUCAUCAACAGCAACUUGAAGUUUGCAGAGGCACCCUCUUGCCUGAUUAUUCAGAUGCCUCGAUUUGGAAAAGACUUCAAAAUGUUCAACAAAAUUUUUCCAUCCUUGGAGUUAAACAUAACAGACUUACUUGAAGACACUCCCAGGCAAUGCCGUAUAUGUGGAGGGCUUGCUAUGUAUGAGUGCAGAGAAUGUUAUGAAGAUACUGAUAUUUCUGCUGGAAAAAUCAAGCAGUUCUGCAAAACCUGCAACACACAAGUUCAUCUUCAUCCCAAGAGACAGAGCCAUAAAUUCAAUCUGUUGUCACUCCCUAAAGACCUGCCAGACUGGGAUUGGCGACAUGGCUGCAUCCCAUACCAGAAGAUGGAGUUGUUUGCUGUUCUCUGCAUAGAAACAAGCCACUAUGUAGCUUUUGUUAAGUAUGGGAGGGAUGACUCCGCCUGGCUUUUCUUUGACAGCAUGGCAGAUCGGGAUGGAGGUCAGAAUGGCUUUAACAUUCCACAGGUUACACCAUGUCCAGAAGUUGGUGAAUACCUGAAGAUGUCUCUAGAAGAACUACAUUCACUGGAUUCCAGAAAAAUUCAAGGAUGUGCACGAAGACUGCUUUGUGAUGCUUACAUGUGCAUGUAUCAAAGUCCAACGAUGAGUUUAUACAAAUGAACAAUGUCCUCUGGAAAACUGAAGAAACAGUAAAGAGAUUUCUACUGUUGCGUUUGCUGCAUUUUUUGGUUAGUUUUAAUGCAACCGUUGCUGGCAAUGGAUGCGAUGACAAGGAAGAAGUGGACUCUGAGAACAAAAGGAUUACUGUUCCAAAAACUACAUGUGGAGUUCUGUAAUUGAAGUAUUUAAGCAUUUUGCACUCUAGGAAGUGUGCUUGUGUGUGUUUGUUUUAUAAACAAAGUCUAAAUGAAGUUACUAAAACUUAAAGCUUUAAGUGCAUUGAUAAUAUACAGACUUUUAAAAAAAAAAAUCUUUAAAGUGGAGUUUUAUCAGGAGAAGCCUCCUUAGUCCAUUGAGAGUGUAAAGAUGCAGUGCUAUUGCGCAGUGUAUUUCUAUGGACUAAGGAUGAGUGUCGUAUUUCUUUCUCCUCUCCCACCUUCCCCAGCACUGCUCCUCACCCUUGAUCUUUUCAGCACCGUAGAUUCUCUCUUCAAGAGAGAACUUCAGUUUUAAGAACACAGAUUUUAAAGUGUUCAUUGUAAUUAAUUCUGUCCUGUUAGCUGUUCAUUACUGCAUUCUCUUCAGUUCAUGCGUUUAUAUCUCUGAAAAAUUCACAUCCAUUUAAAUAUCUGAAUUCCUGUCUUGUGAAAAUCAAGCACACCGAUUUGCUGUUUAAGUUGAGAUUUUUGGAGAGAGAAAGAGGAGAAAGAAGAAGAAGGUUUUGAGGGGAAGUGUAAUGGCUGAAACAAAACUACCAAUGCAAGGUAACAUCUUUUCCUAACUGUAUUUUUAAAGGAAGCAGACUGGAACAACAACAACAUCAACUGUGUACAAAUGGUUGGAGGACAAAACAAUAAAAUAGAGAAUUGCCUCAGGGAAUGUUACAGAAGUGGACUCUGGUUCUUGGUGAAACAACACUGACUUUUAUACAGUACAUUAAGCUACUGCCUGGGAAUAUGUUACACAUCUGACUCUUCAUUUCAGGAUUAUUAAUGACUAUUAAAAAUCUCUGGAAAGAUGAAACCAGAAAUAAAAGUAGAUAAGAGUUUUACUGUAUACCAAGUACCUAAUGAGAACUAACUCAAAGCUGCAAAACCUGUAUUGGUGUAAAAUAUUAUUGGUUAGAACCAAGUUUAUUGGUUCUUGUUUGUAAUGAAAUACUGUUGUUUUAGCUGCUUUUUUUAGCUACUGCUGUCUACUCUGACUAGCAAACAUUAUAUAUAUAUGUAUAUACACACAGUAAAAUCUGGCUGUACAAACAUGAUAAAUUGCAUAUAGAGAGCGCUGUACAUUUUCAACUUCUAGGAAGCUUUCCAUACAAAAGCAUCUUAUGUGGGAUUGAGUCUGUAGAAGGAAAGGUCACAAAAUGUAAGAGGAAAAGUCAUGUGUUUCAUUGUUGUAAAGACAAGGGAGAGUGAUCCUAUGUUGUAGAAAGUGUUACUUUGUGCUUCUUGGGAGAAGAAAAAAAAAAAACCUAAAAUGUGUAUUUGGCACAUGCUGUACCACAGUGUUGUACUAGAGCAAGAUAUGAAAAUUACGCUUGAAGUAGCUAGCUGUCAGCUCUAAGAAAUGUAGGUAUGUUGAGAGUGUUGAUCUGUUCCGUUGGCUGCUGAUGAAGUGUGUUUUAACUUUUCACUGUGAAGAGCAAGGGAAGUUCUUUAAGUGUCACUGCUGCUUUUGCCUCUAAUCGUCUGGAUUCCACCAUCCCAUGCCUUACUUACCUAGUCUGUGCUCUUUGGCAAAACUCUGAUUCUCUAGUGUCAGUAGUACUUUGAGCUCUUGAACUGUUUCUCUCCUGAAAAAUUUCAGUAAAGCUUUAGGUGAUGGAUUCUGUACGUAAACAGCUGUCACUAGAAGGGGUUAUUGUCCAUGGGCUCUUAGGCUGUGUACCAGCCUGCUCUGGAAAAGCAGCUGCAUGCACUUACAUGUCUUGACAAAGAUGCCACAGAAGCACUGCAAGGGAAUACAAGCUGUGUGGUCUCUUUUUAACCUUCUGUUUAUUAAUGUAACGUGAGCAUGAGGUAUGAUCAUCCUUCCUUUUGGCUGCGUAUUGAAGAUAUGCAAGAUCAUGCCCCUUUGUGACUGAACCUGAAAGUACUUGCAAGUAGCAAACGUAAAGGCUUUACAGAUGGACAAGCACAAGCCCAUGUAAAAAUGCGACCAGUCUGGAUUUCUUCUCCCUAGAUUUACUUUUCACUUUUCCCUAUGCAUUACACUUCAUAUGGCAUAACAGCAGCCUUCUGCUCUUGAAUCAGCUGCUUCUCCUGCCUCCAUCUCCCUGCCUUCAUCUGUACUGAAAGCUACUAAAGUUGUAGGUAAGCCUUACCUCUUCCUGCUGUAAUUCAGAGACCGUUGGAACAGCUGUGGCUGGAGGGGAGGCUUGGGCCUGGCAACCACAUUAAAUUUUUCUAGAUGAAUAAUCCUGUAGCAAAGUAUAAUCAACUGUUUUUCACAAAUGCAACUAUCCAAUGAUCCCCUUUUUUUUUUCAGAAUGCAUAUUUUAUUAGCAGAAGUAUAUUAAAAUAGAUAUGUGUACAUAUCACUCUUGGCUUCUUGACUCUAAUCUUCUGGUCUUAGACUGGAAAUGUAGAAGUGUGAACUUUUACUGGGGUAUGUGCAGAACACACAAAAAACAGUUUAAAUGCAUUACUGUGCAUGCUUCUUGGUGGCAAAUACUGCAUUUUUGAAAUGCAGACAAUGUUUUUCAGCCUGCAUUUUGUACAACUUCAUUUUGUAAAACCGCAACUAGUUUUGCAAACGGUGUGUGACUACAUGGUUAGUUUAUUGCUCAUGAGCUAAGAGGGCAGGGAUGUAUUCUAUGGAAUUAAAAAAAAAAAAAUUUUUUUGAUAAGUGAGUCUUUUUCCUUUUAAUCUAAAAAUCUUUUAAGUAUUACUUCAGAUCCAAUGCAAUACUUAAAGUAUUAAUCUGGCAAUGUAAAUGAAAUGGAAACUAAUGUAAUGAAAAUGGAAACUAACCCUAAUUUUGGUUUUCUUUCUCAGAAAAGGAUUAUGCAGGAGAAAAAAACUCACUGUGAAAGGAAACUUGUAAAAUAAGUCAUACAAUAGGGUGAUAAACUGUUUUUUGCCUUCAGCAUAUAUUGAUGGGGAAUUGAGUAAGGUAGUUUGAAGAAAGCGCCUGUAUUUUAACACAUCCACUGCUGGUAAAUGUAAUGCCCAAAGGUUCCAGUGACUAAGCACCCACCUUUUAUGUAUUUAAUGCAUUUGGAACCUCCCUUUCAGUUUUCUCUUUUUUUUUUAAAUACGGUGGACAUACCCAUAAAUUGACAGCAGUUAGAUGAUUGCUUCAUGGGUUUGCCUCUUAAGCAUUGCUAACAAUGGUCUUAUACUUAGGAGCCACAGUUUGUAUGUGUUUUGCUAACAGCAUGUAAAAAAAACAGAAGCAUCUUUUCUUACCUCGGGAGAAAAAAAAUGCACUCCUGGACAACUCUCAGCCUCUAAUCUGCUUUUUUUUUUUUUUUAAACAGCUUUACAUUUCACAUCAGUGGAAAAUUGAACAAAUCGCUGCAGUACUUAAUGCUUAUUUUGAACCUACGCGAUAGAAAGAAAAGGUAUUACUUAAAGGUGAUACCUUACACAUUGCUGUAAAACAAAGGCAAACAAACAAAAAAAAAAACACCACCAAAACCAAAGCACCAUAGGCUACAUCAGAAUGUUGGUAUCUUUAGCUGUUGGAGGCAACUGGAGG